Molecule: messenger RNA, 1191 nt
Organism: Hyla sarda
Lineage: Eukaryota; Metazoa; Chordata; Amphibia; Anura; Hylidae
Gene: TXNL1
Product: thioredoxin like 1
Exons: 8
Coding region: 112-981 (289 amino acids)
Source: RefSeq, a predicted model, not a curated record
CAUGCUGCCGCGUUGCAUUGUGGGGGUCUAAGGAACAGUCAGGGCCCGCCGUGACGCGGCAGAAACGAUCGGAUUUGUGUUGCCGGUGAAUAGAGGAAGCUGUGCCGGAAAAUGGUGGGGGUGAAGGUGAUCGGGGCAGACGCCGAAUUCCAACCGGAGCUCAGCUCGGCCGGCUCUAGGCUCAGUGUGGUCAAAUUCACCAUGAGAGGGUGCGCCCCCUGUAUCAGGAUAGCGCCGGUGUUCACUUCGCUGAGCAAUAAGUAUCCACAAGCCGUCUUUCUGGAAGUAGACGUACAUCAGUGCCAAGCUACAGCUGCAGCCAAUAAUAUUUCAGCGACGCCCACAUUUUUAUUCUUUCGAAAUAAAGUGAAAAUCGACCAGUACCAAGGUGCAGACGCAGCCGGCCUAGAAGACAAGAUAAAACAGCACUUAGAAAACGAUCCGGGGAACAAUGAGGAUGCAGAUAUUCCCAAAGGCUAUAUGGAUUUAAUGCCAUUUAUAAAUAAAGCCGGGUGUGAAUGUCUUAAUGAAAGCGAUGACCACGGGUUCGAGAACUGUUUACGGAAAGACCCAACAUACCUUGAAUCGGACUGUGAUGAACAGCUCCUGAUCACUGUCGCUUUCAACCAGCCAGUCAAGUUGUACUCCAUGAAGCUCCAGGGUCCUGAUAAUGGUCAAGGCCCAAAGUAUGUAAAAAUCUUCAUUAACCUCCCCCGCUCCAUGGAUUUCGAUGAAGCGAUGAGGAGUGAACCAACCCAAGCUCUUGAAUUGACGCCGGAUGAUAUUAAGGAGGAUGGCAUCGUACAGCUCCGCUAUGUUAAAUUUCAGAAUGUAAACAGUGUAACGCUAUUUGUCCAGUCCAAUCAGGGUGACGAGGAGGCGACAAGAAUCUCAUACUUCACUUUUAUCGGGACCCCCGUACAGGCGACAAAUAUGAACGACUUCAAGAGAGUUGUAGGCAAGAAAGGAGAGAGCCACUGAGCCGAUGUCAGACACCUGUGAAGUUACUCUUACAAGUUUUGGGUCAUCACAACAAGAGCAUUUUCCGAGAAAAAAAAAAGUUAAUGUUCCAUUCAGAAAAAAAAUCCCAAUAAACCAUUUGCUUUUUGUUAAGCUGAGUUUCAUAACCGUGAUUUUAUUGGAAUCUGGCUCUGACCUUUGUAAAUAAAUAGGACUACUUUUGCCAAAUCA